Molecule: messenger RNA, 455 nt
Organism: Perkinsus marinus ATCC 50983
Lineage: Eukaryota; Perkinsozoa; Perkinsida; Perkinsidae
Product: nicotinate phosphoribosyltransferase, putative
Exons: 3
Biological process (GO): NAD+ biosynthetic process
Molecular function (GO): nicotinate phosphoribosyltransferase activity
Source: RefSeq, a predicted model, not a curated record
GCACUUCCAACGUGAAGGCUGGGCAUGUGUUUGGUAUUCCUAUCGCUGGCACGCAUGCUCAUGCUUUUGUAAAUAGCUUUCAUUCAUUAGAUGAUCUCGAUGAGGAGACUAGGAAAUCACCUGAUCGUAGGAGAAGCAAUCACAGUGGAUGCUCAUGGUCUUCUGCUUCAGCUCAGUCUGUCCCUGCCAAAGUGAACACGCAUGAGUUUGUUAACUGCUGUAACGAUGGAGAACUGGCGGCCUUCAUCCGCUACGCCCAGGCGUUCCCUACCACCUUCUUGGCACUUGUCGACACGUAUGAGACUAUUUUAUCGGGAGUACCCAACUACCUCAGUGUUGCUCUUGGUCUAUGGAGGGUUGCUGGAAUACAGGCGGUGGGCAUUCGCCUGGACAGUGGCGACCUUGCGUAUGUAUUUGAGCAUGAGAGCUCGGGAAGUGUUUUCAACGACUGCUGA